Molecule: messenger RNA, 1144 nt
Organism: Megalops cyprinoides (Indo-Pacific tarpon)
Lineage: Eukaryota; Metazoa; Chordata; Actinopteri; Elopiformes; Megalopidae
Gene: slc25a16
Product: solute carrier family 25 member 16
Exons: 10
Coding region: 175-1140 (321 amino acids)
Biological process (GO): transmembrane transport
Cellular component (GO): mitochondrial inner membrane
Source: RefSeq, a predicted model, not a curated record
UAAAGACACGUGCUUUCAUAAAUAUUCUAAGAUAGGUCGGAAGGUAACUAGCUAUGUGCACAUCUUUUUACUUUCCAGCAAAACCUCGCUGACUGUGAAAAACGGGGGAAAUGUAACGUCGAACACGGGUGCACGCUAGAUAUGGAUGAAUGUGACCGCUAAGUUAUAUCCACAAUGGCUACAGAAGCAUCUGUCUCAGCAACUGGCCCUCCACAGAUACCAAACCCAGCACAGAGGGACUAUUACUGGGUGCGCUCCUUUGUAGCCGGAGGUGUUGCAGGAUGCUGUGCCAAAUCCACCAUUGCGCCUCUGGACAGAGUGAAGAUCCUGCUGCAAGCUCAGAAUCCCCACUACAAACAUCUUGGGGUGUUUGCCACGCUCCGUGCGGUGCCAAAGAAGGAGGGCUUCCUGGGCCUUUACAAAGGGAAUGGGGCCAUGAUGGUCAGGAUCUUCCCCUACGGAGCCAUCCAGUUCAUGGCCUUCGACAACUACAAAAAGCUGCUUAGCAAACAACUUGGCAUCUCUGGUCACAUUCAUCGCCUUAUGGCAGGAUCUAUGGCAGGAAUGACGGCAGUUAUUUGCACUUACCCUUUGGAUGUUGUCCGUGCCCGACUGGCCUUCCAGGUGAAAGGGGAACACAAGUACACAGGCAUCGGAAAUGCCUUCAAGACCAUCUAUCGAAAGGAAGGGGGCGUGUCUGGCUUUUACAGAGGGCUCACACCCACCAUCAUUGGCAUGGCGCCGUACGCAGGCUUCUCCUUCUUCACCUUUGGCACCCUGAAGAGUCUGGGCCUGAAACACGCCCCUGAGCUCCUGGGACGUCCCUCCUCUGACAACCCCGACGUCCUGGUCCUCAAAACACACAUCAAUCUGCUGUGUGGGGGGAUUGCUGGGGCGAUAGCACAGACCAUAUCCUACCCUCUGGAUGUGGCACGCAGGAGGAUGCAGCUGGGGGCUGUCCUCCCAGACUCUGAGAUUUGUCGUACUCUGACCAAGACCCUUAAGUAUGUGUACAGCCAGUAUGGGGUGAAGAAGGGGCUCUACCGCGGCCUGUCCCUAAACUACAUCCGCUGCGUUCCCUCCCAGGCUGUGGCCUUCACCACCUAUGAGUUCAUGAAGCAGGUCCUGCACCUCAACUAAAAAC